AUGCUUGGGACUUUUUUUCCUAAGCGAUCUGUCUCAUCCAGUCAACUAUUUACAUUCAUAACGAACAGUAUUCGUCAUUCUAGUACAAGUUCAACUAGUAAUAAAAAACCGGAUGAAGAUAUCGAACAUCGUCAUCGAUUAGCAACAACAAAGAAAAUGCGUCUAUUAGGUUUACAAAGUAAUCAAUCUCAUAAAGCACUUUCAAUCUAUGAUAAUUAUGUUUAUCAACAAAAGAAAACACCUGAUUUACGAAUGUUUGCAGUUGCUAUUAAUUGUGCAACGAUUGCUCAAAAUUUAUCCAAAGGUCGUGAAAUUCAUCAAUAUAUCCAAGAAAAUUGUCCACAUCUAAAAGAUGAUCUCAUGUUAAAACAACAACUUCGUUAUUUUUAUAUUAAAUGUAAUGAUCAAAUAUCUGCUGAUAAACUCUUUCAACAACAAAAUACAGAUCUAAAUAAACAUGAAAAAACAAAUAACUAA
Adineta steineri is the source of this 477-nucleotide messenger RNA. Lineage: Eukaryota; Metazoa; Rotifera; Eurotatoria; Adinetida; Adinetidae. The record is from the annotation of a GenBank genome assembly.